Ictidomys tridecemlineatus (thirteen-lined ground squirrel) is the source of this 3112-nucleotide messenger RNA. Lineage: Eukaryota; Metazoa; Chordata; Mammalia; Rodentia; Sciuridae. The record is from RefSeq and is a predicted model, not a curated record.
CCAGGGGAGGUUAAGGACACAGGCCGAGAGAUGAUAGUGCCCACAACCCAGUGGUCUACAUAGAGACUCUAUCUAGUGCAGAACUAGACUGCUCUAUAAAGGUUGGGAGUACCUGCCUAGGAAGUAAAGUUGGAGGGCCUUCAUCCAACCUCAGUACCAGAACCCUGGGUGAGCCAAGGGGCUGCAGCAGACCCUGUGGUCUGGGAGGACAAUAACUUAGUGUGACCCACGUGGGCUGUGAUGUCAUAGCUAACCAUUUAUAAGCUUGGGGGUAUUUUCAAACUCAUCUGUCCCCACUGUUCUGAACACACUCCCCUCUGCCCUCCCAAUUCUCUAUUCUUCUUUGUGGCCAUAGUUGUAGCUCUGUGGUUUGGCUAAGGGAACAUGGGAUCUUUCAGACACUCAGCAGCACUUUAGACAUUAUACUCAGGGCCUGAUGGUGCAGCCAUGUUCAGAACCUGCCUUGGUGAUAGCAUAGCCAGGGUCUCUAACCAUAGAGACCAUAGAGAAUGCUCUUAACCUUAUGUUGUGUUUCAGAAAGUAUGGGUUUCUGAUGCCUCAGUUUACUCUUUAAUGGCUCCCCUGGCUACAAGCUUCUUAUAGAGACAGACCCUUUGAAUUGCUGCUCUCUUUUCAUGUGUCUUCUGGCUUUUCUCAGGACUCCUUGGCUGCAGAGAUCGAGGGAACGAUGCGCAAGGAGUUGCAGUUGGAAGAGCCUGAGUCCCCAGACAUCACUCACCAGAAGCGUGUCUUUGAGACUGUGAGAAACAUCAACCAGGUUGUCAAGCAGAGGUCACUGACCCCUUCUCCCAUGAACAUCCCUGGCUCCAACCAGUCCUCAGCCAUGAACUCCCUCCUGUCCAGCUGUGUCAGCACCCCCCGGUCCAGCUUCUAUGGCAGUGAUGUUGGCAAUGUUGUCCUUGAUAACAAGACCAACAGCAUUAUCUUGGAAACUGAAGCAGCAGAUCUGGGGAACGAGGAGCGGAGCAAGAAGCCAGGCACACCAGGCACGCCCGGCUCCCAUGACCUGGAGACGGCCCUGAGGCGGCUGUCCCUCCGCCGGGAGAACUACCUGUCAGAGCGGAGGUUCUUCGAGGAGGAGCAGGAGAGGAAGCUGCGGGAGCUGGCUGAGAAGGGCGAGCUGCGCAGCGGCUCCCUCACGCCCACCGAGAGCAUCAUGUCGCUGGGCACGCACUCGCGCUGCUCAGAGUUCACUGGCUUCUCGGGCAUGUCCUUCAGCAGCCGCUCCUACCUGCCCGAGAAGCUGCAGAUCGUCAAGCCGCUGGAAGGUGAUCCCAAGGGGCCAAGGCCCCUCUCUGUCCUCCUGAGCGACUCCCUCUGGUCCCUCAUCCACCACAGCAGGCGUGGCCACCGCUGCCACACCUACUCCUUUUUCUUCCGUGACAGCCACCCACGCUGCUGGUUCGAGUUCCUCUGAGGGUGGCCCAUAACCUGGCCUUGUUGCUGCCUCAGUGGGUUUGGCAGUGCAUGCCCCACCCACCGAAGUAACCCCAGGGAGAUGCACACAGUAGCCUUCUAAUUCUCUUGCUUUUGCCUUAGUGCCUUAGAUAUGAGACCUUUUGGAGAGGCAGAGGCACUGCCGACAGACCCCGAAAACCAUUAGCCAUGCCUGAGGAAUAUAGGGAGCUCACACUUUCACUUGUAAGACAUUUUGCCAUCAAGGAGCAGUGCCAAGCAACUACCAUAAUUUUUUUUCUUUUUUGUUUUUCAAUAACCACGUGAAAAUGAUCUGUGGGCUCAUGUGUUCUGAUUUGAUCUUCAUACAAAGAGUAUGGCUUUCUACAGAUGCAGUGUUCCGAGCAAGACUCCUAGAGUCUGCAGUUUGGUGACCAGGAAAGGGUAGCUGUGUAGGCCAGUGAGCUUUUGUAGCUCUCUAGUUUAAGCCACCCUUUUGCAGGGGCAGUUCACUUUUUAGUGUCAGGGCUUCUUGGUUGAUUAGACUCAUGGAAAAACUCAACUUUUGUUUUCUUUCUCCUUUUUUCAUUUUUUGCUUUGGGUAUUAUAAAACAUUUUCCCUGUGCCUACUGCUACCUGCCAAGAGCCACCAUGUUUGUAGUUUUCAUUUUUCACUCCUUUAGUGUGGAAACCCACAGAGACUUUGAGAAGGUGUUUUAGAAUUCUGCAUUACAUUUCUGAUGCAAAGCCAAAAUUUCUGUGAGUCAGUACUUCUCAACAUUUAUUACCUCUUUAAGAACCAUUUUUAGACACUUUUACCUAAUUGCACCCACCAUGCAAUUUUAAUAUCACAGAAAUAUCAUUUAUGUACUUCAUAUAUAAUCUAUAUGUAGAUAUAUGUCAAAUAUAAAAAUAUAUAUUCUGUGCCUAAAAGGAGUAUAAUUUGUCUCACCUCAAAGACAUCUGUUUUUUUCCCUUUUGAAAAUACAGGCUGUAAGAUUAGGUUGUGCUUGUUAAAGAUUCAAGACAUGACAAAAUCCUUUAUUUUCCAAAGGAGGGAAGAAAAUGGGCUGUUUUUUGUCUCCAUGGUAAUUUUUAAUUGUAUAAUUUAGGGCCUUUCUAGAUUUCAGAAAAGGGAUGGCUUAUUCUUUUUUUAAAAAUUAUUUAUUCAGUUGUAAGCUUGGCAAUUGUUUUCUGAUUUUCAAUUAUGUCUGUUUUCCUUUUAAUAAAAUCUUCCAUUUCUGCAAUUUUCCUUUCUGCCUUUCUUUUCUUUUCCUUCCUUUGUCUCUCAAAGAUCAUUGGAUGUUAUCAUCUCUAUCCUUUCCUUUCUUUAUUUUACUGUGUUUCAUUGGAUCAUCUAAGAAUAUGUUUUUUGGAUUAAUUUCCCAAGUAUAUUGCAGAAUGAGAUUUUUAAAAAUUUAUUUUGACCAAUUCAUCUUUAUUUCUUCUAACCUCAGACUUAGAAAUAUUUUUGUGAUAAGUUAAUAGAAUAAGAGAAAAUCCCACUUGAUAUGCAAGGUAAAUUUCAUUUGUAGCACCCUGUUCCCAAGAAGCUAAAUUACUACCAUUAAAAAGUCAUGUCUUAUCACUACACCCUGUAACUCAUCCUCAUGAUAAAGAUCCUUUGGGCUCCAUUUUGUAGUUCUCUGAUUUCUUAGCUGUUUAAAACACAAGCAAUAUUUUAUUACUCCUUCUA